AUGGAUUUACUUUUACUAAACACGCUUCAGAACCUCUCGCUGGCCGAAGGAAUUCGUUUGGGUCAAACUAUUCGAGAGCUAAAUAUAUUAUAUCAAGCGGAGUUCAAUGUGUUUUUGGAAUUUGGUAAUGGUUCAGAUAUAUUGGAAGCAGCCAGGCAGCCUCUUUUACCUAGUUUAUGGCUGAGCAAUAUCGAAAAUCAAAUAGUUAUGGAGGGAAACUUCAGUAGCUGUACCUUAACUAUACUUUAUUUGGAAGAACCCCACCUAAAUAGUGGUCUUGACUAUUUAACAAAGUGGUUGUGGAAAUAUCAACAUCUUUAUGUAUUAAUAUUUUACAAAGAUGGAACUGAUGAAAAUUUGACUACAAUAUUUAAACGUUGCUUUGGAGCAGGCUUGUUGCAUGUAAUUGUUAUGUUACCAAACUCAGAAGGACUCUACAGCUUCUUGCCUUACGAGAAUUUCAGGAUCUUACAUUUAGCUAAUGUAAUGGAUUACCAUAUUACCUCAAAAUUAAAUUGGAACUUCCGGGGACACAACAUUACCAGUGGCCUUGUGACGGCAGGUGCACCGCGUUGGUAUUCCUUUCGAGAUCGUAACAACAAAUUGAUACUAACUGGCUAUAUGCUAAGAAUGAUAAUGGAUUUCACCAGAUUUUAUAAUGGAUCAGUACAAACCCGGAAUGUGUCAACUGUGAAUGAAGGUCUACAGCUUUUAGACAAUCGAUCUAUUGAUUUUUUUCCGUUCCUUAUCAGACCUUUGGAAGGUUUUCAAAUGACGAACAUUAUGUAUCUGGAGAACUGUGGCCUUAUAGUGCCCUCAUCGAGACGUAUACCAAAUUAUCUAUACCUGAUUCGACCUUAUACUUUAAGCACCUGGUUAACUUGGUUAAUAAUCAUAGGAUACUGCUCUCUGGCCUUGAGGAUUUUAACAAAAGGAAAACUAAACCUGAGUGGAGCUUUUCUGAAUAUACUUCGCCUUGUUCUAUAUCUCUCUGGAGGCAAGGAUAUGGGUGCUCGACCAUCGCAUCAUAGUUUCCUGCUCUUCAUAAUACUAACCACUUCUGGAUUUAUACUGACUAACCUGUAUUUGGCCCAACUAUCUAGUAACUUGGCCACAGGACUCUACGAAAAGCAAGUAAAUUCUUGGCAGGAUCUCGAUGAAACGGAUGGUAUUUGGCCGUUGAUUGAUGUUGAUGUCACAACGAUGCAGACAUUAAUUCCCGAUCGCCAUAAACUAAUCUCUCGCAUAGUCAUUACUUCAGAGCAAAAUGUGGAUAUGUUUAGGAGAAAUUUAAAUACAAGUUGCAUUCAUUCGGGAUUCUUCGAUCGCCUUGAGUUUGCCCUGUAUCAGCAAAAGUUCCUAAAGUUACCAAUUUUCCGGAAAUUUCCCCAUAUACUGUACCAACAGCCCCUCCAAAUUUCCACAUCCUUUGGACGUCCUUACCUGCAGCUCUUUAAUUGGUUUUCACGCAGAACAUUUGAGAGUGGCAUCUUCUUAAAAAUGAAAGAAGAUGCCUAUUUGCAUGGCAUACAGAGCGGUCUCUUGACUUUCGAUUUUCGGGAUAAGUAUUUGAAAGUUAAAUCGAAUAAUUUGGAGUAUUAUUAUCUGGUUGCCGGAUUUUGGUUGGGUGGUUUGUUCUUGGCUUUAAUUUCAUUUUUUGUAGAGUUGUUGUUAGCGGCCACUCGAAUAAAGGUUACUGUAGAUUUUAAGCUGUCAAAAUAA
Messenger RNA from Drosophila serrata, 1722 nucleotides. RefSeq names its product Ionotropic receptor 67b (gene Ir67b). NCBI's taxonomy places the organism in Eukaryota, Metazoa, Arthropoda, Insecta, Diptera, Drosophilidae. The record is from RefSeq and is a predicted model, not a curated record.